GCGGAGGUGGUGGUGGUGGUGGUGGGUGUGCGCCUUUAUCUGUAUUUAAGCACCGGCUGCUCACACAUUUUGCAUCGCGAAAGAAAAGUUUUACAUUCACUGACAGCAGCAUGGCGAGUGACAAGAAGGCACCCCUGGGCUCCAUCGAGAACCCGAUAAAGUUUAAAGAUCAGGACUUCAAGACUCUCCUGGAAGAGUGUCUGAAGUCCGGGAAGCUGUUUGCUGAUUCAGCCUUUCCAGCUGAACAGAAGUCCAUCGGUAUGCCGGAAGAUCCGGACCCAAAAAAGGCGAUCAAGUGGCAGCGACCCAAGGAGAUCAGCAAGAACGCUGUGUUUGUGGAGGGCACGACUGGGACCACUGACAUCUGCCAGGGCCAACUGGGUAACUGUUGGCUGCUGGCGGCGCUCUCCUGUCUGACCAUGCACCCCACGCUCUUUGUGAAGGUGGUGCCACCCAACCAAACCCUGUCCAAGCCUUAUGCAGGGAUCUUCUAUUUCAGGUUCUGGCAGUAUGGUGAGUGGGUGGAGGUGGUUGUGGAUGACAGGCUGCCAGUACGCGAAGGCCGUCUGCUCUUCAGCUACUCUCACACCCGCAACGAGUACUGGAGCGCCCUGGUGGAGAAGGCCUAUGCCAAGUUGAUUGGAUGCUACGGAAGCCUGAAGGGGGGCAACAUAUCCGAGGGGAUGGAGGAUUUCACAGGAGGCAUCGCACGCUCUGUGCAGGUCUCCUCUCAUACCCCUCGAGUCCUCUGGAGGUCUCUGACAGCUGCCCUGUCUCGAGGAAGCCUGCUCAGCUGCUUCAUCCAGGCCAGCAGCUGUAGUGAGGUUGGUAAAGUGACGGGAAACGGGCUGAUAAAGGGCCACGCUUACGCCAUCACAGACACCGACAAGGUGAAGAAAGAGUCAGAGGAGGUUUUGUUGCUGAGACUGAGGAACCCCUGGGGUUUUGUCGAAUAUUGUGGACCAUGGAGUGACAAGGGUAAAGAGUGGGAGGACGUGGACAAAGCAGAGAAGGAAAGGAUCCAGUUGAAUAAGGAAGAAGAUGGAGACUUCUGGAUCAGCGCUGAGGACUUCUCCAAACUGUUUGAUAUCGUGGAGCUCUGCAGUGUGAAUCCUGACACUAUUGAGGAGGGAAACACACCUGACUCUCAGUCCACCUGGACCCUCAGUGAACAUGCGGGAUUCUGGGUAUCGGGGAGCUCUGCUGGUGGAAGCCGUAGAUACAACAAGUCAUUCUGGAAGAAUCCUCAGUUCCAGCUGGUUCUCACAGAGCAGGACAACGAGGAUGAGGAAAGUAACGACGAUGAUGAGGAUGAUGAGGAUGAUGAGGAUGAGGAUGGUAACGUCGAUGAUGAUGAUGAGGAUGAGGCGAUGACUCCUGAGGAGAAGAAGAGAGAAGAGAGGCAGAAGGAGAAAGCCAAACAGUGCACCGUGCUGGUGGAGCUGCUGCAGAAAAACCGCAGGCAGAAGGAUAAAAUCCACUUCCUCUACAUAGCUUUCCACAUCUACAAGGUUCCUUCUGAGCUCCAGGGUGUGUGUCUGAGCCGCAGCUUCUUCAUGAAGAAUCGUCCAGUGGGUCGCUCUGGGAAAUAUAAGGCCCAGAGGGGUGUGUGGAGGAAGCUGCAUCUGUACCCGGGUAACUACAUCCUCGUGGCGUCCACCUAUAGACCCAACCAGACCGGAGAGUUCUUUGUUCGCAUUUUCUCCAAGACUGGAAACACUCUGGGGACUGAGGACUUUACCUGCUCCUCCGGCUACCUCCCGGUUAUGGCAGCUCCCAUCUCCCUGGACGAUCACGUGAGAGUUCAGAAGACUUUUGAUGAGGAGGCUGGCCCAGAUGACAGACUGAAUGCCAAGGAGCUCAUGACGCUGUUCAAUUCAGCUCUUGUCAAAGAUUACCAUCUGCCACUGGAGACAUGCAGGCAGCUCAUCUUUGGAGAGGAUACUAAAGGGCUCUCCAGUCUCAGCCGUAAACAAACAGAAACCCUGCUGUCCAGUCUGCGCAAUCUGCAGUCCAUCUUUUUUCAGUUUGACGAGGACUCUUCCGGGACCAUGAGCCCCUUUGAGCUCAGUACAGCGCUGCAGGCUGUUGGUAUGCAGUGUGAUAACAAGGUAACUCAACUGCUGUCUGUGCGGUUUGCAUCUGGAGAUCUUCACAUGCCCUUUCAUGGCUUUGUGUCAUGUGUCACCAGGCUGCACAAACUCUUUGCUCUGUAUGAAUCAGAGACCAGUCAAGAGGUGAAAGACAGAGGGAUCAACUCUUGGCUGCUUCAGUUCCUGACAAUGUGAAGAGGCUUUAUGAACAAACAGGGUCUCUCCGUUAGACCUGAGCCACAGUCUGCUGUUGAUUCCAAAACAUAGACAACAUUAUAAGAACUGUAUUUUAAAACUGUUCUUUCACGUGAGCUUUAUUCCAAAGCAACAGCUUGUUGCUUCAUCUCGUACCAUUCUCAUAUUUCUGGCUAUAGCCUUGAUGUUGGUUCAAGGUUCAGUUUUAUAGUCAGUUUAUAAUACAAGAUUGCAAAGUUAAAUGCAGUGGUUGCCCCCUCCACACAGAGUAUAAACAGAUAUUCACAUAUUUAAAUUACAAUAGGAUAAAAUGGACAAUGAACUAGAAUAAAGUAUAUAAGUAUAUAAAUGGGGAGUAACGGAUUACACACAACUGAGUAAUGUAAUCAGGAUACAUAACUGUGAUGUUUUACAGUUACAGAAAAAAUAUGUAAUUAGAUUACAGUUAAAUUUAAGUAAAAUGGGGAUUAUUAGCAGGAUUAAAAUAUAUUUUAAAAUAAAGAACAAGGGGCCAUGUGUUUGACUCCGACCUGUGGCCCUUUGCUGUAUGUCACCCCAUGUGUGUGUGUAUAUAUAUAUAUUUA
Dicentrarchus labrax (European seabass) is the source of this 2872-nucleotide messenger RNA. RefSeq names its product calpain 12 (gene capn12). Lineage: Eukaryota; Metazoa; Chordata; Actinopteri; Moronidae. Gene Ontology annotation, biological process: negative regulation of apoptotic process; proteolysis. Gene Ontology annotation, cellular component: cytoplasm. The transcript has 22 exons. The record is from RefSeq and is a predicted model, not a curated record. Gene Ontology annotation, molecular function: calcium-dependent cysteine-type endopeptidase activity; calcium ion binding. The coding region runs from base 111 to 2288 and encodes 725 amino acids.